Molecule: messenger RNA, 3092 nt
Organism: Diceros bicornis minor
Lineage: Eukaryota; Metazoa; Chordata; Mammalia; Perissodactyla; Rhinocerotidae
Gene: AJM1
Product: apical junction component 1 homolog
Exons: 1
Coding region: 136-3063 (975 amino acids)
Biological process (GO): cell-cell junction organization
Cellular component (GO): apical junction complex; plasma membrane
Source: RefSeq, a predicted model, not a curated record
GGUAAGCCGGGCCAGCGCAGGGGGGUAGUGGAGCCCAGGCUGCGCAGGAGCCACCCUGACCUGCAUCUCCUCCCAGGGCGAAAGCCCCGCGAGGCCGAGUGAGCGGCAGCCACCAGCCCGGGGACCUCUUUUAAGAUGACCCGCACGGACCCGCCGGACCUGCUGGUGUCGACCGUGUACCAGGACAUCAAGGUGGCGGCCCCGGGGCCCGCGUCGAGGCGCCCGCCAUGUGAACGCUCCAUGGCCCGGCCUGCUGCGCCCGCGCCUUUCAACAAGCGCCACUGCCGCAGCUUCGACUUCCUGGAGGCGCUGGACGGGACCGCCAUGGAGGCCCACCCGGAGCCGCCGCCCCCAGAGCCCGCCGCGCCGCGCUCCCGGCCCCGCGACAGCGAGCCCCGACGCCGCGCCCGCUCCAAGAGCGCGCCCCGCGCGCCCCCGAGCCUGACGGCCGCGCCCGCGUCGCCGCCCGUGCUGCCGCGCAGAGGCCGGGAGCCCCAGCGGGCCGCGCGGGCCGAAGCGUCGCCGCGCCGGGAACCUGCGUACCCCGCGCUGCGCGCGCUCGCCAACGAGCUGCACCCCAUCAAGCUGCAGCCGCAGAGGGGCGGCCCGGGUCGCAUUGCGCCCCUGUGCGCCGCAGCCGGCCGCUGCGCGCCGCCCGAACCGCCCUCCGGGCCCGCCCCCCACGUCCGCUGCCGCCUCGACAUCAAGCCCGACGAUGCGGUGCUGCAGCAUGCAGCUCGGGGUUCGCGGCCCUGCGGGCCCGCCGAGACCGCGCCCUGGGCCCGCGCCGCCCCGCAGCUCCACGGCCUCACCGUGCCCGGGCCUCGCCACGUGGCGAUGUCGCGCACGCCCACCCCCGCUGACUCGUACUGCGCGGACCCCCGGGCACUGUACUGCGACGGGCCCCUACCUGGGCCCCGGGACUACGCAGAGCGCCGAAGUCUGCCCUUCACCACCCCGCCGGGCCCCACCCAGUUCUUCUACACUGAGGAGCCCGAGGCCCACCCCGGCGGCUUCACGGCCAGCCCGGGCCCUCCCUUCGAUAGCUACUACCCCAGGCCUUUCCCAUCUGAGGAGCCCUCUGGGCCCAGUCCACGGCGCGGGAGCGGCUACUAUGCUGGGGAAAUGCGCACCUUCCCGGUCCAGGACCCGCCCUCCCGUUCCUACUACGGGGAGGCCCCCAGAGCCUACAUCCCGCCCUGCGGCCCCCGCUAUGGCCCCGAGGAGCUCCGAGCCCACCCCGCCGCCCGCCUCUUUUACACAGAGGACUUCGGACGGUACCGCGACCGCGACGCCCUGGCGCGGACUUACCCACACCCACGCGGCAGCCUGGCCUGGGGCGACUGGGGCCCGCGGCCUUACCGCACCCUGCAGGUGGCGCCUCCCCCGGACCCCGGCCCGCUGCUCGCCUCGUGGCACGGUGGCACCAGCACCAGCCCGCCCCGGUUGGCCACCGACAGCCGCCACUAUUCGCGCUCCUGGGACAACAUUCUGGCGCCCGGGCCGCGCCGCGAGGACCCCCUGGGCCGCGGCCGCAGCUAUGAAAACCUGCUGGGGCGCGAGGCGCCGGAGCCGAGGGGUGCAUCCCCCGAAGGCCGGCGCCCGCCCGUGGUCGUCAACCUAUCCACCUCGCCCAGACGCUACGCGGCGCUGUCGCUGUCUGAGACGUCGCUGUCCGAGAAGGGCCGCGCGGGCGAGGGCCCGGGCCGCAACUGGUAUGUCACGCCCGAGAUCACCAUCACCGACAACGACCUGCGCGCCGCCGAGCGCCCCGCCACCAGGGGCUGGGAACGGCCCGAGGGCCGCCCGCGGCCGCCUCCGCCCGCAGUCCCCGACGGCCCAACCUCUGGCCGCCAGCGCAGCCUCGAGCAGCUGGACGAGCUCAUCACCGACCUGGUCAUCGACUCGCGGCCCCCAGCAGGCCAAGCCCCCGAGCCCGCGGCCGACGGCCUGGGCCGCCAGCUGCGCCGCCUGCUGGACUCGCGGCCCCCAGGCCCCGGGGCCCCCGCGCUGGCGCCGCGCUCGCCCCCCGCGUCGGCCGGCAGCGCCGAGGAGCCCGCGGGCCCGGGGCAGGCGGCCGACGGGUCCCCGGAGCCCAGCGCCGACGAGGACGACCUGAUGACGUGCUCCAACGCGCGCUGCCGGCGCACAGAGACCAUGUUCAACGCCUGCCUCUACUUCAAGUCCUGCCACAGCUGCUACACCUACUACUGCUCGCGCCUGUGCCGCCGCGAGGACUGGGACGCGCACAAGGCGCGCUGCGUGUACGGCCGCGUGGGCAGCGUGUGCCGCCACGUGCUGCAGUUCUGCCGCGACAGCGGCCCGGUGCACCGUGCCUUCUCGCGCAUUGCGCGUGUCGGCUUCUUGUCCCGGGGCCGCGGCGUGCUGUUCUUGGGCUUCCCGAGCCCCGGCUCGGCAGACAACUUCCUGCGCUUCGGCCUCGAGGGGCUGCUGCUGUCGCCCACCUACCUGUCGCUGCGAGAGCUGGCCACGCACGCGGCGUCCCUGGGCAGCUACGCGCGCGAGCUGGCGGCCGCCGGGCGCCUCUACGAGCCGGCCGAGUGCUUCCUGCUCAGCGUGUCGGUGGCCGUGGGCCCCGGCGCCGCGCCCCCUGGCGCCCCCGCCCGGCCCGCGCCCGCGCCGCGCAGCCCAGGGCCCACGGUGCGCAAGUUCGCCAAAGUGGCGCUGGCGGCUGGCAGCCCGGCGCGGCCGCCCCCAGCGCGGGGCCGCGAGCCGGACAUGGAGACGUUGAUCCUGACGCCGCCGCCGGGCACAGCGGGCCUGGACCAGGACGGCGAGGCGGGCCGGCGCGCGCGCGAGGUGGCCUUCAUCCACAUCCAGCGCGAGCUGCGCCUGCGCGGUGUCUUCCUGCGCCACGAGUUCCCGCGCGUCUACGAACAGCUCUGCGAGUUCGUCGAGGCCAACCGGCGCUUCACGCCCACCACCAUCUACCCCACGGACCGGCGCACCGGCCGGCCCUUCAUGUGCAUGAUCAUGGCCGCCUCUGAGCCGCGCGCGCUCGACUGGGUGGCCAGCGCCAACCUACUGGACGACAUCAUGUAGCUGAGGGGGCGCGCCUGGGCUCCGCCCAG